AUGUCUCCAUACCAAAUCAUCUAUGGGAAGUCAUGUCACAUCUCGGUGGAGCUUGAGCAUAGAUUGUAUUGGGCAGUCAAGACCUGCAACACUGAUCUUAAGGAAGCUGGACUGAACAAACUUCUUCAAAUUCAAGAACUUCAAGAAAUAUGGUUAGAGGGCUACCAUAACUCAAACAUCUACAAACAAAAGACUAAGAUCAUCCACGAUGCCAACAUCCUGAGGAAAAGGUUUAAGGAGGGUGAUAAGGUAUUGAGGUAUAAAGCUCGAUUCAAGUUCAAGAAGGGUAAAUUCAAGAUGAGCUGGGAUAGACCCUACAUUGUGACGAAAGUGCAUGACUUCAAGAUGAUAGAGCUGAAGGAGAAGGCCAUGGGUAAGAUGUUCCAAUGCAAUGGUCAUCUCCUCAAGCUCUAUAGAGAGCCCGCACCACCUUCUUAA
Messenger RNA from Neltuma alba, 438 nucleotides. RefSeq lists its product as uncharacterized. The record is from RefSeq and is a predicted model, not a curated record. Bases 1 to 438 code for a protein of 145 amino acids. NCBI's taxonomy places the organism in Eukaryota, Viridiplantae, Streptophyta, Magnoliopsida, Fabales, Fabaceae. The transcript has a single exon.